Molecule: messenger RNA, 1075 nt
Organism: Chara braunii
Lineage: Eukaryota; Viridiplantae; Streptophyta; Charophyceae; Charales; Characeae
Source: the annotation of a GenBank genome assembly
UGGCACGCGAUUUCCCCCGCCCUCUCUGGCUGUCGUCGCGGCGUCAACGUCGACGACGUCUUCCGGUGUUGGCCGCCCUUCUGCGCGUCGUCUUUCGCCAGCGUCGUCUAUGCGGAUGCCGCCACUCCCCCGCCCGGACGAAUUCCGCUGCAACGGCAUGUCGUCAGAGUCUUUGAAAUCCGUCCCCUCCUGCGUCGCCACGUCCUCAGGCACCCACUCUUCAUCCAACACGAACCUCCAUGUGUCGGGGCGCCUUCGAGGAUCUUCCUCUUCUUGUUGGCCAUGUGGCGGCCCUUCUUCUCCCGGGUCGCCGGUUGUUGUGAGAGGUUGGCGGCGGCCUUGCCGCGUGCGGAAGCGCGUGAGGACAUGGCGCAAGACGCACCCGCGGUGACGAUGACAAUCUGGACGACGAAGGCGAGGAUCUAUGGAAAGGCGACGAUGGCAGUGAAGACUCCGAACGAAAAGACGUGCUCGCCGAGGAGAAUGUCGCCGAAGACGAUUGCAAAGAAGACGCAAGCAGUGAAGAGAACUACGUUGGCGACGGACGCGGCGACGAUGGUGAUGACGGCGGCGAUGUUGAACAAAAAGGCUCGAUGGCGACGAUGGCGACGAAGGCGCGGAUGCACGCUACGGAGGCGACUCGAGUGGCGCAGACGACUGCGACCAAAAGCAUAACAAGCGCGGCGGGCGGCGGGGACUGCCUGAGGUAGAGAGAGAGAGAGUGCUGUCAUGCAUUUGCGCAGAACGCCCGCGUCCUUAUGAACACGUGUCACGAGGGGUGGACGGCAGCACAGACGCAGCGCGAAGGCUAGCCGAGGGUCAUUUCCAAGCUCCACCAAAAGACAAGAAAAACGCAAUGUCAUCGCGGCGGGCGAGACGAAAGGCGAAGGGUCGCGGGCAACGCGGCCGUGCAUCCAAUGCGCCACCGCCCUUCGUCUCGCCUCCCCUCAUCGAUUGUGGACACGGAGGGACCCCACAGGCCGAAAUUAUGCCCCCACAAACGACUCCAUCCCACUCUCCCAUCGUCCACACUCCAUGACAGCCAUGAACGAGGACUGAACUCGCCUCCUACCCC